AUGAGUAAUGAAAGAACACCUACGAUUGGCGUGCGGGAAAGGCUUUUGAGUGCAGUGACAGGGUCGCUGUUAACAUCACUAAUUUUAACUCCCAUGGAUGUGGUUAGAAUACGACUGCAACAGCAGCAAAUGCUAUUCGAUUGUGUUUGUGAUGUUGAGGGGACUUCUUUGGCGAAAAUCGAGCCCGCAAAGGGCCUUUUUUGGCAAGAUGCGUGCUUCCAAGAUGUGAGCUGUAAAACCGGUCCAGUACGAUACAACAGCACCUGGGAUGCUUUUGGGAAAAUCGCCAAAACGGAGGGCAUUACAAGCUUGUGGCGAGGCAUAUCCAUAACUUUGUUGAUGGCUGCCCCAGCAAACAUGGUAUAUUUCAUAGGCUACGAAACGCUGCGAGAUAAAACGCAAUUGCAAGAGAGCUACCCAACACUCAAUCCACUCAUGUGUGGGGCUGUCGCUCGAGUUUUAGCGGCUACCAGUGUGGCCCCAUUGGAACUGCUGCGGACUCGUCUUCAAAGUAUUCCACGGUCGAAUCCCAGCAGCACUGCGGCCAUGAUGAUCAAAGAUCUGAUAAAAGAGGGUAGACUUGAAUUCUCAAGAAUCGGAUACCGGGCGUUUUUUAGGGGCUUGGAGAUCACGCUUUGGCGAGACGUGCCCUUCAGUGCUGUCUACUGGGGCUGCUACGAAUUUUACAAAAAGAACUCGGAUACAUUUGUGGCAAAAUCAUCCAGUAACAACUGGAACCAGUUUAUCAACAGCUUUAUAGGUGGCAGUUUUGGUGGCACUAUAGCAGCACUUCUGACCCAUCCAUUCGACGUGGGCAAAACGCGAAUGCAAAUCCGCUUUUCAAUGAGUGAUUCAAAAUCGUUAAAACCUUCGAAUAACAUGUUCAAGUACUUAAACGAGAUUCGAAAAAGCGAGGGUAUUGGUGCCCUGUACACCGGUUUGAUACCUAGACUCAUAAAAGUUGCACCCAGUUGUGCUAUCAUGAUAUCAACCUACGAAGUGUGUAAGCUUCUCUUUAGCACUUAA
Molecule: messenger RNA, 1026 nt
Organism: Lachancea meyersii CBS 8951
Lineage: Eukaryota; Fungi; Ascomycota; Saccharomycetes; Saccharomycetales; Saccharomycetaceae
Source: the annotation of a GenBank genome assembly